Molecule: messenger RNA, 2646 nt
Organism: Triticum turgidum subsp. durum (durum wheat)
Lineage: Eukaryota; Viridiplantae; Streptophyta; Magnoliopsida; Poales; Poaceae
Source: the annotation of a GenBank genome assembly
AUGAACUACCGCUUCCAGAACCUCCUGGGCGCGCCGUACCGCGGCGGCGACGCCGUCUUCGCGGGGGACUCCUCCGUGCUCCUCUCGGCGGUGGGGAACCGCGUCGCGACCACCGACCUCGCCGCCUCCUCCUCCCUCACCCUCCCCUUCGAGUCCUCCGCCAACAUCGCCCGCCUCGCCACCUCCCCCUCGGGCGACUUCCUCCUCGCCUGCGACGAGAAGGGCCGCGCGCUCUACGCCAACCUCCGCCGCCGCGCCGUCCUACACCGCGUCUCCUUCAAGGCCGCCCCCUCCGGAAUCCGCUUCAGCCCCGACGGCCAGCUCAUCGCCGUCGCCGUCGGGAAGCUCGUCCAGAUCUGGCGCUCGCCCUCCUUCCGCAAGGAGUUCUUCCCCUUCCACCUCCUCCGCACCUUCCCCGGCUUCGCCGCCGGGGUCACCUCCUUCGACUGGUCCCCUGACUCCGCCUCCCUCCUCGUCGCCUGCAAGGACCUCACCGCCCGCAUCUUGCCCGUCAAGCGGGGCACCGGGAACAAGCCCUUUCUCUUCCUCGGCCACCGCGCGGCUGUCAUUGGCGCCUUCUUCGCCACCGAUAAGAAGACGGGCAGAGUCCACGGGGUCUACACGGUUUCAAAGGACGGAGCUAUCUUUACUUGGAAUUUGGUGGAGGGCAAUGAUGCUGCAUCUCCACCUUCACCCGGGACACCGGAGCAGGAAUCAGAGCAGAAUGGUGAGCCGGAAAUUGAUGCUGGGAGCAGGAAGAGGAAGAGCUCGGGAGAACUGGAAGAGCCCAGCACCACUCCACUUCAUUUGGCAAAGUGGGAGUUGCAGAAGAAGAACUUCUUCAUGCAGGCGCCGGCUAAGUUAACAGCCUGUGAUUACCACCGGGAUCUUGACAUGGUGGUGGUUGGGUUCUCUAAUGGGGUAUUUGGGCUGUACCAGAUGCCGGACUUUGUGUGCCACUGCCAGCUGUCAAUAUCAAGGGAGAAGAUCACUACUGCUAUUUUCAACAGCUUGGGGAAUUGGCUAGUUUUUGGGUGCGCCAAGCUUGGGCAACUGCUGGUGUGGGAGUGGCGGUCAGAGACCUACAUUUUGAAGCAGCAGGGUCACUACUUUGAUGUGAACUGCAUUGCAUACUCACCAGAUUCUCAGUUAAUUGCUACUGGAGCUGAUGAUAACAAAGUCAAGGUCUGGACGGCUGCCACUGGGUUCUGUUUCAUAACAUUUUCCGAGCAUACAAAUGCUGUUACUGCAGUUCAUUUUAUGGCCAAUAACCAUUCUCUUCUCAGUGCCUCCCUUGAUGGGACUAUUCGAGCGUGGGAUCUGUUCCGUUAUCGUAACUUCAAGACAUUUACGACCCCUUCACCUAGACAAUUCGUUUCUUUAACGGCAGAUCAGAGUGGGGAAGUAAUUUGUGCUGGAACACUUGAUUCAUUUGAGAUUUAUGUUUGGUCAAUGAAGACUGGUCGUUUGUUGGAUGUACUCAGUGGCCACCAAGGACCAGUUCAUGGUCUAAUGUUUUCACCAAUCAGUGCUAUUUUGGCUUCAUCAUCGUGGGACAAGACCGUUCGUCUUUGGGAUGUAUUUGAGAGCAAGGGUGCUGUGGAAACGUUUCAACACUCACAUGAUGUUCUUACCUUGGCUUAUCGUCCUGACGGAAGGCAGAUUGCAUGCAGCACACUAGAUGGCCUAAUCAAUUUCUGGGAUCCUUUUGAUGGCUUAUUGAUGUAUACAAUUGAAGGUCGCAGGGAUAUUUCUGGUGGGCGCCUCAUGACAGAUAGAAGAUCUGCAGCUAAUACAAGUAUAGGAAAGUACUUCACGACGCUGUGCUAUUCUGCCGAUGGAAGCUAUAUUUUAGCAGGAGGAAACAGCAAAUAUAUCUGCAUGUACGAUAUUGGAGAACAGGUGCUGUUGCGUAGAUUCCAGAUCACUCGCAAUCUUUCAUUGGAUGGAGUUCUUGAUUUUCUGAACUCAAAAAAUAUGACUGAUGCUGGUCCACUAGAUCUAAUCGACGACGAAGAUAGUGAUGUUGAGGAUGGAAUUGAUCAACAAACAAGAGGUAGCCUGGGGCAUGGUUUACCUGGAUCCAUGGCAAAUCGUGGAAGGCCCAUAGCUCGGACAAAAUGUGUGAAAUUUGCUCCAACAGGAAGAUCUUUUGCUGCAGCGACCACUGAUGGUGUUCUGUUGUACUCGGUUGAUGAAUCAUUUAUUUUUGAUCCAACAGAUCUUGACAUUGAUGUUACUCCUGAGAAAGUGGAGGAAGCUCUUGCAGAAAACCAACAACAGAGAGCCCUUGUACUGAGCCUCCGGUUAAACGAAGACUCCUUGAUUAAGAAAUGCAUCUUUGCUGUGGAUCCAUCCAAUGUACGAGCAAUCUGCUCAUCAGUACCCUUCAAGUAUCUUCAGAGAUUGAUUGAUGCAUUCGCUGACCUCCUGGAAAGCUGUCCCCAUCUGGAGUUCAUCCUGCUCUGGGCUCAGGAGCUUUGCAAGGUUGAUGGAAGCUACAUCCAGCAGAACUCCAGGACCUUGCUUCCUGCUCUCAAGUCAUUGCAGAAGUCUAUAACAAAGUUGCACCAGGAUCUGGCGGACACUUGUUCCUCCAACGAGUACAUGCUCAAAUAUCUGAGCUCUGCUGGGACAAAGAGUUAG